GGUAAACCCACUGGAUUAUUUCAAACAAAACGAGUUAAGUAAUUUCAAGAUAUUACUCGUUAUCAAUGUAAGAUUUACACAAGUUCGAAAUAUGUUUGGAGAAAGCGGCUUGGGAUAUUUGUCCUUCUUGGUCAAAAAUAUCGGUGACGGGUACAGAAAGCUUAUGCGCUAUGGAUGUAGCUUGUUUUCCUCUUUUAAUCCUUACUGUCAGAUUCAAAUGAGGGUUAUGGUUCAAGGGGAGCGUAGUCUCUGCGUCGAUUGUUAAUUUUUGGUCGGGACUUGUUCCAAUGUAAAUUCUGUUGCCUUUGACAAAUGAGAUCCACCAAGUUAAAAGUCCAGAAAAGGUAAAGUAGACUAACAAAAGGCACAAAAGAUGUUCCUUUAACUUUGAGAAAUCAUGGAGUUGCUCCAAACCGAAUGCAAUCGCAGCAGGAAUGGCACAGCCAAAACCAAAGAGAAAUCGAAUGUUAUCGACGAAAUGAGACUGCUUGUAUCCUUUUUUAUUAAAAAAUUCGAUAAAAGCAGUGUCAAAGUUGGUUUUAAAUUCCUGAAUGUUGUAUUUGGACAUAAGUUUUAUGAAAGCUAUUGGGCAGGGAAAGGAGUGGAUAGGCUGCAGAAUGAAUCCUAGACAAAGUCACCAAUUGGAAGUAGAUUGAUUUUCUGAUGGAAAAAAGAACUAAACAACUUUCACUAUAAAAAGCGAGGAUAUAAAUCCCUAUGAGGAACUUCAACUGCUAACCUGCGUAAAAUCUGAGACAUAGUUGUAUUCACCUAGAAUAUCUAUAUGGGAUUUUCUGCUAUUCAAGCCUUAAUUCAUAGACUACAAUGAAUGAAUAAAGCCACAAAACAUCUCAUUUCCCUCUUGACUUAGUUCUUACUUGGCAAGAUGGAAAAAAAAGUAGCAUGAACGCAGAGUGUGUCAUCGUGCUUCCUUCUGUAGAGUAUUCUUUGAAUUAAAAGAUAAGAAAUUCAAGUUGCUUGGGACGCCUUGCCCUAGUUAGUAUCCACCAACAAAGCCGGAAGGAACGCUUCUAGCAGAAUCCUAGAGAGCGCGGAUCUUCAAAAGAUAAUGAACUGGUUGAUGAAACAAACUUUCUCUCGUCGGAUCUGUUUUCCUUACCUUGAAAUUGCCAAUUUUAUUUUGCAACAAAAGCGAGCUUGCAAGUCAGAAAAGGACAUCGCUAGUUUUCAGUCAAGUUCCUAAAGUCCAAGACGAUUUUGAAACGGCCUAUCCAUACAUUCAAAUAUCGUUUUUUUUUUUCUUUCACUUUACUUUGAUUUCGAUCUUCCAUAACCUUUGUUUUGUAGUGAGUCGAAACGUGUUGCGCAAUUAUGCUAAACCAGUCAUUUUUUAACAUAGUCUUGGCGUUUUCCAAGGAGUGGGUAUUCAAAUAAUUUAACAAAAAUCCAUAAGAAUGCAGGCAGAAGGGUUCACAUUUGGCUUUUAUGAUGAGCCUAAAUCUGAGCAGCAACAGGAAACUCAAAACACAGAUCCUGCACCUGUCCCUAUUGAAUCUGUUUCACUUGGGCGUAUGCUAAAGUACAUUCCGUCCAAGCUAUCAUAUGCCCGUGUACACGGACUGCCUUAUAAAGUAGUUCAAAGAGAACUAUGGGACGUGAAAAUACAAUUAAUGGAGAGCGAUUCGUUAGAGUCCACACCUUCGGAAUUGAAAUUGCUGGAUAGUGCCAAUGAUUUAGUGCCCAAAGUUUAUGAGGGAGGUUUCAAGACAUGGGAAUGCAGUAUUGAUUUGUGCCACGAAAUAAAAAAGCUUAAUAUUUUGGAUCGGAACUUAACAAAUAUUUUGGAACUUGGGUGCGGAACCGCCUUGCCCAUCUUGAGUUGUUUUCAAGAGAUCUAUCAAAGACGUGAGCCAAGUACUUUGAUUUUUCAAGAUUAUAACAUUGACGUUUUACGCUAUAUUACGCUUCCAAAUCUGUUGUUGAAUUGGUACUUCAAUACACAGGAACAUGACUCAUCACAAGAACAUGGGACAAUUAACGUGAGCGAAAACUUACUGCAAGAAUUUUGUGACGAUUUUGCUCGUAACAGUAUUACCUGUGAAUUUCUAUCAGGCCCUUGGGGUCCCGAAAUGCAGAAUAUUAUCCAGCAGUCCUACGGUAGUCAUUACUUUUCUCUGAUUCUGGCUUCUGAAACUAUUUACUCAGUUCCUUCUUUAGAACCAUUUAUAUACAUGUUGUUGGAAAACACAAGAAAUAUCGCGUUGAUUGCAGGCAAAGAUUUGUAUUUUGGCGUUGGAGGCAGUAUUUUGGAAUUUUAUAAUCGACUGCAAAAAGCUGUUUCUCCAGAAGAUUCUCUAAAAACUGUAAAAUCAUCGUUUACCAAUGUUGGAAGAUCCUUGGUUUAUUGGGAGCGUUUAUCCAUAGCUGACUCUUCCGCGGAGCCAUCUUCAGUGAAGAAUUAAAUAGUUCUUCUGUUUCCCAGUGCGAUUAUUCAUCCCAAUUUCAGUACAGCCCUUAUAAGAGUUCAAUUGUUUUUCAAACAAAGUUUUUUUUGUUGUUGUAUAUUUCUCUCUCCUCCUACCUAUGUAUAUUAUGGAUGCAUACUAAAAAGAACGAUUGCGUGUUUUUAUUGUAUGAGAGAAGUGAAGACUUCAAAAAUUUAUUUUCUAUCCUCAUAAAGAAACCAAUGCUUUGUAAGUUACUGUUCCGUAACUGUGCGCAAUUUACCUAUCCAUUUGUCUUAACGCUUGUUGGGUAUGAUUAUAGAGUUAGUUAUUUUUUUUCUUUACUUUAGACUUGUUCUUUAACUGUUUUGUGUUGGGCUCGGUCUGACUUUGUAAAUUAUAUUGGUCUUUUUUGCCUACCGAAUCACGAGGCUUCGUGAAUAGAUAAAAAAUGAAUAAAAAAGAAAUAUAAUGAAUUGUCCUUUUUAUAUAUAGUUAGUGU
Molecule: messenger RNA, 2907 nt
Organism: Schizosaccharomyces octosporus yFS286
Lineage: Eukaryota; Fungi; Ascomycota; Schizosaccharomycetes; Schizosaccharomycetales; Schizosaccharomycetaceae
Product: S-adenosylmethionine-dependent methyltransferase
Exons: 1
Coding region: 1416-2423 (335 amino acids)
Biological process (GO): peptidyl-histidine methylation, to form tele-methylhistidine
Molecular function (GO): protein-L-histidine N-tele-methyltransferase activity
Source: RefSeq, a predicted model, not a curated record